GUAUAUGAGCUCCAUCAAAACCAGUAACGUUAAAUUAACUCGAACAGGAUGACACACACAUUGAGUUUAGCCUAAUCAAACCCUUACAAAAAGAAGUCAUGAGCUAAAAUACUUCUGUAGGGUUUAAUUUUGGUUAAUAUCAAAGAUCCAAGAAGCCAUGUGUGUCGCAGUAUGUUGCACCUCCUAUGGCACGUCUAGGCUGCUGGAUGUAAGAUUUUAAUGUGACAGCAAAUCAAUUUGAUCAUAUCCUGAGAUUAUUGUGGGUACUGGGGGUCUUUAAAUUGAUUUUAAGUAUUUGCUGGGUCGCCAGUGGUCCAAAUAAUCAUGUUCAACCAUCUGAUCUCCAGCUACCCUGCAGUAUUCAAUCCCUCCCACAUAGGGCGGUUGUGGUUCCUCCGGUAUAAUAAAGCUACAGAUAUUUUGGCCCAUUUUAGCCAUUUUUUUGAUGGCAAUAUCCUACACUCCACAUGAACAGAAAAUCGCGAUAUUAUCCAUGGCUAUUUAUCCAAAUUCUAGUAAACAGGUAUUGUGUGAUAAGUCUUUAUUUCAGUCAACAAAGGCCGCCCUGAUACUAGGAGGUGAAACGAGUUCAGUGCUCGGCUGUGGAAGCGGCGGUGCUGCUCCUGUGUUUGUCGCUAGAUGGCAGGAGAAGACCAGUUUCUUGGCGAGGGGAUUAACGGGGUCGUGCACCGUGCUGCAGCCUGCUUUAUUUUGUAAUAUAAUAUCAAGUACAAACCAUGAGAUGGCAUUCAAAGGGAAAGCGGUCGAGUCGAAGGCCGUGCUCUUCAAUCUGCUACUGUGUCUGGUCAUAUUUUACUCCCUUUUCUACAUGAUUGGGAGUGUGUGCUUCGGUGCUUUCAGGUUGGAUCACUUUGACGGACUGAUUCCAUUUGACUUUAAGACCGAACCUGCUGAAUCCAACUCCAAGUACUUGGUGAAUCUCCUGUCCAUGGAGCUCACCUACUUUUGCAGCGGCCUUCUGUUUGCCGCAGUGGUGAGGAGGCGAGUUUGGGACUACGCCGUCACAGUCACACUUGUGCAUAUAAUGAUCACCAGCCUAGUGAUGUUGGAGUUUCCCAUGGUGUGGCAGUGGUGGCUGGCUUUAGGUAGCGGCUUGUUUCUGAUGAUCUGCAAUGGUCAGCUGAUUGCUUACUUCACCUGCCAGAGUGACCAGAGCUACGCCUCCUUCAGCCUCUACUGAAACUUGGUCUCUACUGAGACAGAAAGCUACUCUGUGUAUUAGCUGUUUCAGUCAGUCUUGUGAAGUGAGGUAGAAAAGAUGAGAACAGAUGUUCUCUUCCUGGAGACACCAUUAGAUUCUCCUCAGUGAUGGGCUUUUUCUGUUUGUCACUAAAAAAAAAGACUCCUCACCGUUUCCUUACCGUGACAUUAAGUCAAAGCUGGGUCCAAUCUGUGUUUACGGGUUGCAAACAGACUGGCAUCCUAUUGUGUACAUGUAAAUGCCACAAUGAGAUGUUGUCUGUGUUUUGCUUUUGAUGCACAAUGCCUCUGUGACUAUGCAGGAUAUACGGGCACCCUGUAAAGUAUUUUACUUUUGUAAGCUGAGAAUGUAACAGUAGAAUGGGAAAGUUGCAAUAUAAUGUUUAUUGUAUAUUUUAAAGAUAUAAAUGAAAAGUGUUAAAAUAAAUAAAACUGCUUCA
Messenger RNA from Micropterus salmoides (largemouth bass), 1661 nucleotides. Its product is annotated as transmembrane protein 244-like. The record is from RefSeq and is a predicted model, not a curated record. The transcript is spliced from 6 exons. NCBI's taxonomy places the organism in Eukaryota, Metazoa, Chordata, Actinopteri, Centrarchiformes, Centrarchidae. The coding region runs from base 446 to 1201 and encodes 251 amino acids.